AUGAUUCGACAAGAAGGACUCUCCCGCCUACGAUCCGCCACCAUCGAACCUGCCUCAUGGUCCGAUCAUGGCUCGGUCCAGGUGGACUUAGAGUCCCUGCUGUUUAAACCGGCAGCUUGGACGUGGCGCCUGAAUGAGGCCCUGCUCCAAGAUAUAGGGGUAAGAGAGGAAAUCACUCAGGCACUGGAAUCAUACUUUAGAGAGAACGAAACAGAUGAUAUAUCACCAAUAUCAGUAUGGGAAGCCCACAAGAGCGUCAUACGAAGCACUCUCAUGAGCAUCGCAACCCGUAAAAGGAAGGAAGCAACGCGAGCAAUGACAAAAAUAUAUAGCACCAUCUCACGCCUAGAACUCCAACACAAACGCACACAGUUAACUGAAACCUAUGGGGAACUAAUGGAAGCCAGACGACAACUGAAAAACCUCCUCACGCAGAGAUACCUCCGAUCGCUACAGAGAUCAAAAAACUUCUUCUACACCCAUGCGAACAAAGGAGGGAAGCUCCUAGCUCGCAUGUUAAAAGGCGACACGCCGUGCACACAAGUCCGAAAAGUUCGCUUAACUUCGGGCAGCACAUCCCAGUUUCCGGAAGAGAUAGCUGGAGAAUUUAGAAACUAUUACAACUCCCUAUACAAUCUCCGCCCACCAGAGGACACAGCCCAACAACGAAACUUAUUAGAACAAAUACAGACUAACCUACAAGACAACGUGCGGGCAAGGAUAAACCCGGAGGCCGCAUCCAUCCUCGACCAACCAAUUACAACGGAAGAUCUAGCCAUUAAAAAAAAUCUAGGCAUUAAAGAUGUAGGCAUUAAAAAACACGAAAACAGGGAAAGCACUUGGCCCGGACGGGUUCUCCACAGGUAA
This is a messenger RNA of Pelobates cultripes (western spadefoot toad), 867 nucleotides long. Lineage: Eukaryota; Metazoa; Chordata; Amphibia; Anura; Pelobatidae. The record is from the annotation of a GenBank genome assembly.